AUGAUCCAUCCACUUAGACCCGAGAUACAGGCAGUUACAUUUCAUUUAUUCGCAGCCCUGUUACAAGAAUACUUACUACUGGCCUUUGAGAGUCAACAGUAUCAAGAAGAAGAAAAUGUACUCCAUACGGAAUUGAAAAAGCACUUAAAUACUACAGUUUACAAUACAGAUUACUUCAAGUCCCCAACAUCUUGUUUCUUGGUUACAUCAAAAAAGGAAUUAAACAGCAGGCAAAAAUCUAAGGAAAAGGUCCUAAACGAUGUUUCUUUGUAUGGAGUUCAAAGUAACUUGAAAUGGAAACAAAGCAAUGAAUCAUCAAAUCCCAUGGUGCCUUCAAGACAUCAAAACAAUGUCUGGAAAACUGAUUACUUAACCUCGAAAUUUCCUGAAACUAGUUUUUUCAAAAAUGAUGUGUGCCAUCCAGAAUUUUCAUUUCAACAGAUUCCAUCUGAAUUUAAUAAUAGGGAUUAUUCUGCAGCCAACAUCAGUCACAAAUUUCAACCAUCAUGUGCCAUGACAAAUUUACCACCAAUGGAAAUGCAACCACUACUCAAUACCACGAGUAGCACACAUUUUUUGUCAGAUCCUUGGAUGAUGAAGGAACUAGGUUAUGAUUAUUCUUUAAUCAAUGAUGAUAUUUUAAAAAGGUGAUAUUUAUGAGAAAAG
Molecule: messenger RNA, 666 nt
Organism: Argiope bruennichi
Lineage: Eukaryota; Metazoa; Arthropoda; Arachnida; Araneae; Araneidae
Exons: 4
Coding region: 1-651 (216 amino acids)
Source: RefSeq, a predicted model, not a curated record